AUGAACGGCCUUCCGGAGGGUUUCCUUCCUGACGACUCGGUCUUCCCUGAAGACCUGCUGGAACUGGGAUUUGUCCUCACCAAGGAUGACAAGAUCCGGUGGAGUGAUGCCCCGGGCCAGGGUCCCCGGUACAAGAUCAACCGGAGUGACCGCCUGAACAGGGUCCACGUUGAGGCCUUGCACAUAGGGUAUAGUCUUGAUGAAUCAUCUGGCGCUGACAAUUUCACAGGCGUCAUCCGAACCUGCGUCCUUGACCGGCUCACAGGAAUGGGCAUGGACUUGACGAUGAUCCCCAAGGAUAGCAAUCGUCAAGUCCCUAUCCUCAUGUCAAGCAACAUUGAUACCGCACCUCGGGUUGUUGUUUUCUGUGGCGAGAUUAUCGAAGACCUAGGCAUGUUCUCGUACCGUGACGCCUGUGACGACGGAAUUCCUUUCGGUGCCAUCGUCGGCUUUGCAAAGGCUCUGCUUGGUGAGAAUGCUCAAAGUUCCCCCAAUGCCCUCAUCAUUGCGAACGCCGGCCAUACCGUCUGGUACAAUGAGGGUUGGCGCUCGGUAACCUCCGACACCUUUGCCAAUAAACACCGCGGCUCUUUCGUGGAGCGCCUACGCCCGGUGACUGAUCGUAACGCCGUCAAUAGCGGCGUCAAUGAGCAUAUCGAGGACAUCUUCCAAGGAAUUUUGAUGCGCAGCAACUUCAAAGUUGGCGCCAGAAUCGAUGUCAUUGGCCUGUCUGAGGGUGGUGGUGCUGUAAUUGAAUUUCUGAAGAAUCGCUGGGGUUUCUGGUUCCCGCACAUCUCUUCCAUUUCCCUCAUCAACCCCGAGUCGAUUGUCAAGACUGACCUCAACAUCGAUGACAUGAAGGAUCCAAGGUCAUUCGCCUGGUUCAUGAAGUACCGUGCCCGUGCCUGGACCAUCACUGACAAGCCGAUUGGCACACGUUUGCCCGGUCUUAACCUGCUUCAUGGCUGCAACACGUACUCCUCCGGUGAAGGCGCAAAGUCGACAUGCAUGAUCCCUCGUGGUGUGGGACAUAUCUUGACAUGGAUGAACAUGAUGCACUACUGCCUAUUUGGGUUAGAGACUUUCGAUGUGGUCCCUGGCGAGACCGAUGCCGAUAUGGAAGUUGUGCUCCCAUGGCUGUGCCCCGACACCAAGAUUCCUCGGCUCCCUAGCGGCAAGAUUGAAGUGCACAGCCUAGAGGUCAUGAACCAGACCAAAGGCUACCUAACCGGUGUCACGUUCAGCGACAAUAUUGUCUCCUUCUUCAAUGAGAAGUUGUACCCCCCCUCCGACAGCGACAGCGACGACAACAGUGAGUUUUCGGCGGCUUACGGGGCCGAGAAUCACCAAUAUUAUGACGCCCCUCUUCCUUCCGCGUUCCCUGACGCUCCUCCCAUUCCGGAAGGCACCUACUACGGCGACGUAAUCCGGGGCCAAACUGGCCCGUUUGACCUCAGUAACCUGCAGGACAUCCGAGAGGAGGAUGAAGGCUGGUAG
This is a messenger RNA of Penicillium vulpinum, 1497 nucleotides long. RefSeq lists its product as uncharacterized. Gene Ontology annotation, cellular component: nucleus. The transcript has 4 exons. The record is from RefSeq and is a predicted model, not a curated record. Gene Ontology annotation, molecular function: siRNA binding. Bases 1 to 1497 code for a protein of 498 amino acids. Lineage: Eukaryota; Fungi; Ascomycota; Eurotiomycetes; Eurotiales; Aspergillaceae. Gene Ontology annotation, biological process: regulatory ncRNA-mediated heterochromatin formation.